This is a messenger RNA of Penicillium taxi, 951 nucleotides long. RefSeq lists its product as uncharacterized. NCBI's taxonomy places the organism in Eukaryota, Fungi, Ascomycota, Eurotiomycetes, Eurotiales, Aspergillaceae. The record is from RefSeq and is a predicted model, not a curated record. The coding region runs from base 1 to 951 and encodes 316 amino acids. The transcript has 2 exons.
AUGAAGUCCACCGGAGGAGCAUCACGUUCCUCUUCCCUCCUUUCGGCAGCAUCUGGCUCAUUCACCGAGUCAGUGCGAAGCGCGGCACUCAAAGAGAAUAAAGACUGCUGGGUGUGUGGGUCGUUGGAACCCGAAAUCGCUCACGUAUUUGCAAAGGCAGACUCGAGGAUCGAAAUAUGGCGUGAGCUUGGGCUCGUGGACUUUCUGCCAUGUGGGUUACUCAACAGUAUCCCACUGUGCCCUAAUUGCCACAGCCAGUAUGACUCAAGCGAUCCUGGCCUGACCAUAAUCCCUUACGAUAUCGCGUAUUUCAUCAGCUUUGAAAAAAAGGACCAGGCACGCCGCCGCAAGGCAGGCAAAAAGGUGCCGCGCAUUAUCCCCUCGAACCAGCAAUAUGCCGCCCACUGCCAUGCCAAGUUCUCGAACAGGUAUAACGAUGAAGAGGCGGAGAAGGCAGGACUCUAUCGAGCGGUAUUUUUAAAGGAGUACUUGGUACCUCGAGUCAUUGAGUUUGGUAAAGGCGCUUGCGCCUUUUUGACCAACCCCAAGCCAUGGUAUGGGGCGCCCUUAGCGCUGUUCAACCAAGCAUUUCUGGCGAGCAUAUCACCACGAGCCUCUGCAUGGCUCGACAUGAAGACGCACGACCAACUCCAAGAGCUGCGUGUUCUGUACUACAGAAAUUUGGUUGAGGAAGAAGAGGGGCAAGGCCCUGAAUCGCCAGGUGAUGGCGGUGAUGCACCCAGCGACGGCGGGCAUGGUGAUGGCGAGGAUGACAAUGGGCAAGAGCCCUCGAAACGCAAGCGGGCUGAAGAGGACCAGCCCCCGACCCAGAUCAAGAAUCAAAAGACCAAGAAGCACAAUGCCCAUGUUGAAUUGCAAUACUGCCGACAGGGGUUCAUAAACACCUCUUUAUAUGAGAUGGUUGAGCAAUGGGUGGAAAGUGUCCAAUGA